AGUUCACUGGAGAAAAAUCUCUGGCCAAACGCAAACCUGGGGUUCGGUUCUGUUCUAAAGGCGUUUUAUUAUAACCGUACCAAAAUAAACGCAUCGGGUCCAGCGAAUUUCGGAAAACAACGACAGAAUCCUCCUACGUUGUAUUAGAUUUAGUGUUAGUCCGUCUUUGCGUUUACGACGUGCAACAAUCAAAAUCUGAGUGCGCCUUCAAUCAGCAAUAAUGGCACCACCAAAAGUUUGUGCUACCUGCAAGCAGAACAUCGAGGGUGGGGUACUAAUAGCCCUUGAUAAGUUCUACCACUCGGACCAUUUUAUCUGCUUUGAAUGCAAAAGGCCAAUCACAGAGUCGAAAUUCCAGCAAAAAGACAAUGAGCCUUAUUGCAAUGACUGCUAUGCUAAUAAAUUCUUGCAAAAAUGUAAAGCUUGUGGCCAGCCAAUCAAAGAUAAAGUCGUUACCGCUAUGGGAGCCGACUGGCAUGAGGAUCACUUCGUCUGUGCAGGCUGCAAGACAAAGCUGAUUGGUACCAAAUUCAUGGAAAUUGAAAGUGCUCCGUAUUGCCAAAAGUGCUAUACUGAGAAGUACGCAGACAAAUGCAAGGCCUGUGGUAAGCCUAUCGUCACCCAAGCUGUCAUCGCUUUGGACGCUAAAUGGCACCAAUUGUGCUUCAAAUGCUCUAAAUGUGGCAAGCCCAUCAUGAAGGAUCAAUCAUUCCGCACCGAAGGGGGCAAACCUCAAUGUGUUAAAUGUUAAAUACAUAUAUGUAUACAAAUAUCAAGACACCACGCUUCUGCAAUCAACACACCGAUAUUUACACAACUGUAUUCAUAUUAUACAUGGCUUUUUGUUCUCUUUUAGUAAAUAAUGUUAUGGCUUUGCUAUUAAAUUGAUUAAAAAGUA
Messenger RNA from Zophobas morio, 898 nucleotides. RefSeq names its product transforming growth factor beta-1-induced transcript 1 protein-like. Gene Ontology annotation, cellular component: cytoplasm; filamentous actin; Z disc. Gene Ontology annotation, biological process: cell-cell junction organization; muscle structure development; positive regulation of integrin-mediated signaling pathway. Lineage: Eukaryota; Metazoa; Arthropoda; Insecta; Coleoptera; Tenebrionidae. The record is from RefSeq and is a predicted model, not a curated record. The transcript has 5 exons. Gene Ontology annotation, molecular function: transcription coregulator activity; actin binding; muscle alpha-actinin binding. The coding region runs from base 221 to 751 and encodes 176 amino acids.